This is a messenger RNA of Moesziomyces antarcticus, 3117 nucleotides long. RefSeq lists its product as uncharacterized. The record is from RefSeq and is a predicted model, not a curated record. The transcript has a single exon. Lineage: Eukaryota; Fungi; Basidiomycota; Ustilaginomycetes; Ustilaginales; Ustilaginaceae. Bases 1 to 3117 code for a protein of 1038 amino acids.
AUGCAGUCGUCCGCCGCCGUUGCUGAUGCCUUGACGGCCGAGGCAAAGCUUGGCGCCCGUCACAACAUCUUCUAUACCCGCGACAUCUGGGCGCGCGCAACCGCAACACGCGUCUCCGCCUGCCUCAGCGCUGCGUUCGUGCUCGCGCUCUGGUAUGUCGCCUACCAUGCGCUCGUCGGCACGCGCGCAUCCUCACGCGGGGCCAAGCCGCUCUGGCAGCUCUCCACCAUGCUCGCCGACGACGCCAACAUCGACCGCCUCGACACCGAGCUCGACAGCGACGAGUACGAGGACGAGCACGAGUCGCGCGCCUCCGGCUUCUUGGCCAAUGCUCGCGAGCGCCACGCGCUCCGCAGGAUGCUCGCCCGCAACGAGGGCAAGCGCUCGAGCAUCGUGCGCAUCACCUCGUCCGAUCCAUCCAGCUCGCUCAGCGACCAUCCCAUGCAGGUCGACCUCGAACCGCCCACGCGCCGAUCCUUCUGGCCCGCACCCGCCUCCUCCACGCCCCCCUCCGACUCGGCGGCGAGCUCACCGACCUCCUCGACACCCCCACCUGCCUCGGCGAGGCGUCGCAAGGAGAGCGGCAGGCUUGCAGCAGCCGAACCCGGGCGCAGACAGCAUACGGCCAGCCCCAGCCGCUCUCCUACGCUCUUGUCCGGAUCGCUCCCCGUGCGUCCGACGCGCAUCCGCCCCGUCGAACGCUCGCCCCUCGGCCGCGUCGCAUCCCGAAACAAGCGCAACGGCUCCCCCAGCCUCGCCACCGACGCGGCGGAUGCCAGAGAUGCCUCGCCCAGCCCCACCUCGCCCCUCGCCGAAGACUGGGCAGACGAGUCGCAGCUCUCCCCCACCGCCGCUGCGCCCGCCGACCACGACGCGCUGCUCACCACACCCAGUCUGGCGUCGGAAGCGUCGUUCACUUCAGCGAUACCUGCGUCGCCCGCAUCGAGCACGUUUUCGCUGCGCGCACCCUCCAUCCUCAAGCGCCGCCCGCAGAGCUUCCGCACCGCCUCGCUGCGCGACAUCGACAUCUCGUACAGCCUCAUGCAGCGCAAAGCCUCGCUGCCCGCGCUCCCGCUCGCCGACAUCCAGCAGCAGCAGCAGCACGACUUUUGGCACCACGCUGCCAUGCACUCGUCGCCCGCUCCACCGCCGUACCAGCCUGCGAGUCCCGAUGCAAUCCAUGCUGUCGAGCGCAGCGUGAAGCUCAUCGAGCCCGACUGGCGGCCGCAUCUGGACUCGCACGUGCGUGCGCAGGAGCGGCUCGAGGCCGCCACGCGCUUUGCCACUGCCCAGGGCGCCGACGGCGACUUUUGGUUCGAGCGCUUUACGCAAAGCACCGCGGCGGCGGGGCGCGAUUGGGACUGGCGUAAGCGCCGCGCGCGACUUCAGCGUGCUGCUGCGCUCGGCAUGGCGCUGGGGCAGAGCGGGCUCGCGAGUCCCGCCAGUCCGAUGCCGGGUAAUGUGGGUAAGACCGAUGUGCAGCUGCAGCAUCAGCUGGGUACACAGCCGACGCCCGCGGCUCAAGCUGCAUCGCCGGUGCGCAAGGUGUUGCCCGCCGCUCCGCUGAUCACGUUCAGCGAGCACGAACUCAAGUCGGCCCCCGUGCUCAAGGUGGAUACCGAGAGCGGACGCAGGCCUGCGCGCGGUAGUGUCGACGCUACCAGCCCCACGUACAGCGCUACACCGCUCAGUCCCACGCCGAGUGGAACGGGCACGCCGCUCGGCGGCAUCUUUGGCGCAGUGUUGCCGUCGGCCGAGUCGGUGAGUGCCGUCAUGGCCGCGCGCAUGGCGCAGCGCCGGCGCGCGAGCGACGACGCCACCGCCUCGAGCGCCUUGCCCGCCGCGGACGAUGCCAACACGAUGCGCAGGGGCGUCGUGGACAAGGCGAUGCGACGCAGGCUCUCGGCGUCUACAAGCUCAGCGGUACCCAGCUCGCCCGGUGCGUCUCCCGCCGCCUCGCCGUCGAUCGAGGGCCGUGGCUCGCCGCUGCGCGAUUCGUCGCCGUUCCCUUCCGACGCGGGGAGAACCAGCAUGGAUGCGCCCAGCUCGCCGCCCGGUGCGUCGGCGAUGAGCGUGCCCGGCAGACUCAGCAGCCUCGGCACGGCGGGCAAGAAGGUGUCGCUCACCAACCUGCGUGCGGGCUUACGGCGCGGCUCGGGCAGCACCGACUUUAUGCACGACGCAAGUGGCAUUGAGCUUGUGCCCCACUCGCCGGAUCUGUCCGAGGGCGAUACGCACGUCGACGCAGCGGCAACACCUUCGCCCGAAGGCCCACGGAGCAGUGCCGAUGCGUACAGCGCGCACGAUCCUCUGCAGGGCAUUGUUCUUUCGCGCACCGACUCGCAGCUGCGCCAUGUCGAGGGCGGCGGAGACGGUGGGCCCAAGCAGCGCAUGCGGAGCGAGUCGCCUCAGGCCACGCCGCAGUUCCGCGGCGGUUCACGUGUGACGAAGCUCGGCUCGGCGCCGGCGGCGGUGUUGAAUCCGCCGUACGAUGUGGUGGAGGAGCUGCGGGAUCGGGGCGGCGAGCGCGAUUCGAUCUCGCAGGGUUCGUCGGACUCGGACUCGUUGCGACGCCGGCUCCGUUCGCAGACCGAUUCGGCCACACGUGCGCGCAUGGACUUGGUCCUCAACAGCACUUUGCGUCGCGACGGACUGUCCCUCUCGCCAGGAACGGCUUCUUCGCCACCCAUAGCCAAGGCACGCGCACGCGGCGGCUCGCGCUCGAGCAUCGUCAAGAGCGCCUCGGGUGCCAGCCAUCAUCUCGACCGCUCGGCUAUGCGGCGUUCCUCGAUGCGCAGUGGGUCGGAUUCGGGUUCGCUUGCCAGCAGCACGUCGCUACCUAGCAUGGCGAGAAGGAGGGCGAAGGACGCGACGCCCGAUCCGCAGCUGCAGCCCGAACCGGCACCGAGGGGCAUGGCCCAGAGAGCGCGUUCGGCUAGCAUCAGCAGCAAUGCUAGCAGCUUGGCGUCCGGUAGCAGGAAGUCGAGUAGGAGCAAUAGUUUCAGGGAGGCAGCAGGGUUGGGGAUGACCAGUAAUCCGGGCACCCCGGGAUCGCCGGAGGAGAGAAGGGGCGACCCGUUUAGCUUGACGCCGCUUCAUGCCCAGCAGCAAGUGUGA